Messenger RNA from Erythranthe guttata (spotted monkey flower), 869 nucleotides. RefSeq lists its product as uncharacterized. The record is from RefSeq and is a predicted model, not a curated record. Gene Ontology annotation, cellular component: cytoplasm. NCBI's taxonomy places the organism in Eukaryota, Viridiplantae, Streptophyta, Magnoliopsida, Lamiales, Phrymaceae. Gene Ontology annotation, molecular function: protein-disulfide reductase activity.
GAAAAAUUAAAAUUAUAAAAACCCCCAAAAAUGGCGGCGGUAUCAGUAGCGGCGGCGAUCCCCAGGGCAGUCGCCGGAGCGUUUCCUUCUCCGUCAUCUGAGAACUCGAAGCGUUCCCACUUUUCCUCUCUUCAGUUCCCCUCGGAGCUCCGUACUUUCGGAAUCCGAAAUCAGCGCCUUAAUUCUAAGCUCCGCCACCGUACGCUUACUUUGGUUGCGUCAAAGGCGCAGGAGUUGUCGUCUGAUCUUGACGAAAUAUUGGACAAUUCUGAGAAACCAGUAUUGCUUGACUUCUAUGCUACAUGGUGUGGUCCUUGCCAGUUCAUGGCUCGUAUAUUGGAUACAGUGAGUAGUUCAAUGAUAGAUAAGAUCCAAGUUGUGAAAAUCGACACCGAGAAAUAUUCCAGCAUCGCAGACAAGUACAAAAUCGAGGCGUUGCCUACUUUCAUCUUGUUCAAGGAUGGGAAACAACUUGAUCGCUUUGAGGGUGCUAUGGCUGCAGACCUGCUUAUUCAACGAAUCAAGGCUUCACUGUAAGUAGUAGUUUCAGCAGCUAAUGGCGAAGUCGUGUACAUGGUAUUAUUACGACAUGGCUAAUGAAUGUCCUAAAGAAAGAAGUACUUGCUUAGGACAAGUCGAAAGCAGCUCCGGUUAUCAUGUUCGUUGCGGACAAAGGGAAUGAGUAAACACUCUGCAUUCAUGAACAGAGCCUUGGUUACUUCAAUUUGAAUUAUUGUUUAUUAUUACAGUAAAAGUUACAGAAUUGUGGUGUGAGAUUUUAUUUUAAUCAGUGUACAAAUAUUCCCCAAGUGAAAUCAAUGUAUAGUUCAUAUUAUAAAACUGAAAGAUGAUGAGACAUGUUGUUAUUA